GACAGUCAGACCUCCAACUAACAAUAGAAGAAGUCGCAAGAACACUCUUAGCGCUAGACACCACCAAGGCUACUGGACCUGACGGAAUACCAUCUCGACUUUUGAAAGAAACUGCGUGGCAGAUUGCACCUUCCCUCACCCAAAUAUUCAACAAGUCGUUAAGCUGUGGCGAAAUACCUGAUGAAUGGAAAUUAGCAAACAUUGUUCCGGUACACAAAAAAGGCGAAAAGAGCCAAGUAGAGAACUAUAGACCUAUCUCCCUUCUUUCCAUAAUAUCGAAAGUACUAGAACGUUGUGUCCUGAGAAAUAUACGUGAUCAUUUGCUGCAAUUAAUCAAUGAUAGCCAACAUGGUUUUAUUCCCGGAAAGUCGUGUACAACUCAGCUAUUAGAGGUUCUUGACUAUAUUGGUUCACUUCUGGACGGUGGCAAGCAAACUGAUGUAGUCUACAUGGACAUGUCCAAGGCAUUCGACAAAGUCCACCAUAAAUAUCUGAUAAGCAAAUUAAGGAACGUCUAUGGCAUCUCUGGUAAACUCCUUCGCUGGUUUGAGUCAUAUCUGAUAAAUCGCAAGCAACGUGUGACUGUGCUAGGAGCUACAUCCUCCGCAAGACCUGUCCUGUCAGGAGUUCCACAGGGUUCAAUAUUAGGUCCCAUACUGUUUCUGCUGUACGCGAACGACCUGCCGGAUACAGUAAAGCACUCCAAGAUCGCCUCCUUCGCCGAUGACACGAAACUAUUUAAGAAAGUUGACUCUACUUCCGAUGCCAUCUCCUUACAAAGUGACCUGAGUAGUUUGGAGAACUGGUCAACAUCUUCUGGCCUUGUCUUCAACCAAGACAAAUGCAAAUGUCAGCGUGUAACAAGGAAAAAGAAUCCUAUCAAAUACGAAUAUAAGAUCAAUAACAAGUCCCUGGUGGUCACCGAAAAAGAGAAAGAUUUAGGUAUAUGGAUUACGGACACGUUAAACUGGUCUUACCAUACCCUCGAUCGCUGUGCGAAGGCAAACAAAAUGCUUGGUUUCCUGCGUAGGGCUGCAACGGAAAUUACAAAUGUUAAGAUACGCCGCACACUGUACCUAUCAAUUGUUCGCUCAACGCUAGGUUACGCCACUCAAGUCUGGUCACCACAAUCGAUCGACUUAAUUACGAGGACAGAACGCAUCCAACGACGAGCUACAAAGUUCAUUUUGAAAUUACCAUACGUGUGCGGAGAAACGUACAAAGACAGACUGAUCUCCUUAGACUUACUACCAAUAACCUACUGGCACGAGUUCCUUGACAUUAUGUUUUUCUUUAAAGCUGUAAACAACAUUAUAAUUGUCUCGAACGAAAUCCUUCCGCAGCCAAUUAUCCCAUCAAGGCUCACUAGAACCUCGGUUGACACCAACCUGCUCUCCUUCCGUCCUCGCAAAUGCAAGACGCUGACAUACCAACGCUCUUUCUUCAUCAGAGUAAUAAGAACUUACAACUCUCUGCCAGAAAAUCUAAGGCAAAAAGAUCUCUCACUGGUACGAUUUAGAACAUUGUUGCUAGGCUGGACUACUACCACAACGCUGCCAAGACAUCCUAUGAUGUAGACGAUGCCAGAACGUGGAGAACAGUCUGCUUAAAAUGCAACACAUCACGAAAACUCGUGCAACCAUUAACGUGUUGCUAUUAGUACAUGUAUACUAUCAAUUAUGAGUUUCAAUUUAUAUAUUAGUUGUGUGUUUUCUGUAUCCAAGGGCCCACAGUAAUUGGUUUUAAGCUGUUGUGGUGACCCCGCCUUUUUGUUGUUGUCACCUUUUUGUCCAACCUUGAAACGUGGAGGCUGGGCGUAUUUGCUGCGUUUCGAUAUGUUUUGUCUAGGUCUAUGCCAAGUCAUGUUGGGCUCAUAAAAAUCAAGCUAUUCUAAAAUGAAUAUAAUUGUAAAAUUAAACCGUCCUAGGUUAGCGGUCAAGGGUGUAUGUUUUUGUUUUACUAUCAUGUUGAAACAUAGACAGGGGCGCUGAAGUUUGCUCGUUUUCGGGUUGGACAGAAAUGGUUGUGUGUACGUGUUGUUUGAUUGUGUAAUUAUAGGCGAAGCUAAAUAAAUAAAUAAAUAAAUAUUACAUUACAUUUUAAGAAGGUAACUAUUUUGUUUACAAGUUUUCAAAUUCAAUUUAAUUGCUGCCUGUUUCCAAAAUUAUGUAAAACUUAACUCUAUGUGUUUUCGUAGCUCAUCUAAGUACAAAGCCAAUAGGCCAUAGCUACAUGCACAGAACGGCUAAUUUAGAAUUUUCUCCAUAUGCUCAAAAUCCAAUGUAAUCAACACAAAGCAACAAAUCUUUGCUUAUUGCAUAGUUUAUACUGACUGGGUGACAUUCAAAUAUUGUCGUAACAUAUUGUCGUAAUGUCCCGUUGCAACAAUGUACAAUAUUGUCCUAAUAUGAAGUUUAAUUUUUUAGUCACAGUUCAUUUUCAGUUUACCAUGGCAACAGUGACGACACCUGUCCGGUAGUGAAACUGAAAGCGUGCUGAUGUAAUCGUGUUGUAGUAACAAUAUUGCAGUUUCAGCGAACACCUGCGAACGCGACAUAUUGUGGUUGUUGCCAUAGAAAUAACAUGCAACGAUCGGCUUUAUAGCGAGUAGUUUAUUAGAAUGAGUGCAUGUUGUUUGACUCAAAUUUCUUCGUUCUUUUGCAAACCUGAGUGCAAUACACGCUUCCUCCAGAAACAUGUCACGUUGACUAUAGAAUCUCGUUUCCAUAAUUGAGACAUUGGGUUUGAACUGUCACAUUACACGAAAACGAGGCUCUACCGUCGAAGUUACGUACUUUCUGGAGGGGUAUAUAUCUUGUCUUGUCUUGUCUUGUCUUGUCUGCAUCUUUGCACAGAUCCAUUCCAUUUUUGCUUUGCUCUCGACCUUAGACGAUGUCUGUACACUAAUGAGUACCUAUUUUUAUUUUUUUUAGAUGAUUGUGGUCGGUGUACUUGGGGCUGUUAUACUGUGUACAAAAAGCAAGGCAAUUGUAAGUAAUUUGCCGCUUUACUUAUUUGGACUCACCUCACAUGCCCCAUAUCAAACAUCGUAGGAAACCAAACCAUACCUUACUUUGCUUUUUACUCAGUUCUCGAUUCUCCGGUCCGAAUGGACGUCAUCAAUUUUUCAUCUCACUAUCCACAGAUUGUUGCCAAAAAUGGACCUCAGAAUUGAAAUCGUCCUGCGAAAAUUUCACGACGUUUGGGCCGAAUAUGAAAAUAAAAAAUCGAUAACGCGAACUCGGAUCGAAGAAUACUUCUACGAUUAUUUCAUCCUAUUUUUUUAUGCAUUGACAAAUUCCAAAAUGAGAAAUAUUUUUUACGACUUCCUUACAGAUGAUCGUUUUUCUGGUUUUCUGCAUAAUCGACUUAAUCAUCAACAUUAUACAAGCGAUUGUUGCUGCAAUUGUCAUGGCUUUAGUAGGAAUAAUGAAGGAUGCUUUGGACGACGGGAGGUGCGAAGAAUACAGAGGAACAUGUGGCUGUAGAUACACUACGGAUACAUCUGGCCUUAAGAGUGCUUCUUUCGAAGGUUAGUAAAGAUAAUUCCGUGACUAUAAUCAAUGAUUUAGAAAAGUAAAAAAACAACUUUACCUUCAUAAAAGGUUGCCGCAUGUUUUUUCCGACUUUCGCCUGAAGUAACACUGGAACAAUAGAAGAUGCCCUUACUGGAUCUCUAGGGAGAGUAGUUUAGAACUGAUACAGCUAACCUGUAUACAGUUAGUUUAGGUUUCCUCCUGUACUAACACUGGACCAACAGGAAUGGCUCUUACUGGAACUCUAAAGAGAACAGUUUAGAACUGAUAGAGCUAUCCAGUAUAGCUAUCCAGUAUAAUUAAAGUUACAAUAGAAGAUGCCCUUACUGGAUCUCUAGGGAGAGUGGUUCAGAGCUAAUACAGCUAACCUGUAUACAGUUAGUUUAGGUUUCCUCCUGUACUGGGCUCGUACUGGACCUCUUGGAGGAACAACUUAGAACUGAUAAAGCUAUAUCUAACUUGACGUAUAAUUUAUUUCAUGCAGUUGAAGGUUGUGAUGAUAUCAACGCUAUGAUGGCCAUCAUCAGAGCAGUGACUGCAUUCUGUGUGCUCGGAAUAAUUGCUACAUUUGCGGGCUCUAUCAUUGGUUGCAUUGGAGCAUGCUGUGACAAAGAAAGCGAUGUAAGAACAUACAGUUGCCUAGAUCCUUGUAUAACACUAAGCAUGUCAUUCAGUCACGAUCCAUUGAUCAGAAUGUUGCAUUGUCUUUUCAUUGUUUUCAAAAUUCCACUGUUCUGCACAUCAUCCAGUCAUCGGAAUGUUCCAUUGUUUUCAAAACCCACUUGUCUCCACGCCAUACAGUCAUGAUCCAGUAAACAGAAUGUUGCAUUGUCUUGAAAAUACCACUGUUCUCACGUCAUCCAGUCAUGAUCCAGUCAUCGGAAUGUUUUUAAUAUCAUAUUUUUCUCAUGCCACCCAUUGUUUUGAUCAUAAUGUAAAGGGCCUAUUUGCAAGCAAAAGCGUGCAUGUUAUACAGUACAGGGUGUAUCAAAAAAAGCGCAACCUCGGAAUUUCCCAAGAAAUCGACAUUGUUUUAAAGACAAAAGAUUUUAGGCGCCUGGGAAUUUAAAAUUGCACAACUGUCAAAAUUACUGCACACGCGAGUGCAUAAAGCAAAAUUUAUGCAUUUAUUUAAUGCACAACAACAGUAAUAUGAUCUAUUAGCAAUUCGAUUUCAAUUCCCAGGGGCCUAAAAUCUUUUAUGCUUAAGAAUUACAAAGUGAUUUCUUAGGAAAUUCCGAGGUUGCGUUUUUUUUGAUACACCCUGUACAGGGUGUCCCCCAAAAAAGUGACACUAUAGAAAUUAUCCUAUUGUUAUAAUUUGAAUGCCCUAGCACUAAGUUGAUCCCAUAGGUGCAUAAACUUCUGCUUCUUAGGCCUGGUUCACACUGAUCGUAAGAGUCGGGGAUUUCCAUCGUCUGUGGUCACUGGUGUGUAAAGAAUACAAUAGAUCGCCGACGAAUUACGACCAGUGUGAACCAGGCUUUAAAAUAAAAAAGCAAACAGUUUAUUAGUGUAAUCGUUUUGCUUGACUCGGGCGUUAAAAUAUUUGGACAAAGCGAAAACGUUUUAAAAUGCUUAAAUGUAAAUACAAGCUCAUUAAAUUCCCAGGCGUGUAAACACGCGCGUUUAAGAGCGGCUUAAGAACAAUGAGAUAAUUUCUAUAGUGUCACUUUUUUUGGGACACCCUGUAUAAAGUUACAAGUAUUGCCCCCAAAUUGGUUUCAAGUAUUGCCGCCAAUGCUGUAUCAGUCCCAUGUUGUUUUUCCUCCAGUGUAACUACAGGAGGGGGUACCCAGAGAAAACACAAAAUGUUUCUCACAUAUGACCGAGACGAAGUUAUAAUGAGACAGCUGCAAGAAUUGGAACCCGCGGUCACGGAGGUGAAAGACAACUCUGUGCAACGAAAGUAAAUAACAGCUAUUGGUUUUCCCAACACAACACUUCAAUAUUUUACUCUUUACUUUAACCAGACACCAGGUAUAGUGGUGAUUCAACAAGGUCAACAACCACAAAUUCAGACGACCACAGUACAAACCAUCCAUCAGGCACCAGCACCUGGUACUCAACCACCUCCACCUAAUCAAGCAUACCCACCCAAUCAAGCAUACCCUAUGGACCCUGAAAAGGGAGCACAGCAAUAUGGAUAUUGA
Molecule: messenger RNA, 5689 nt
Organism: Paramuricea clavata
Lineage: Eukaryota; Metazoa; Cnidaria; Anthozoa; Malacalcyonacea; Plexauridae
Source: the annotation of a GenBank genome assembly